CCCGCCCUCACGUGCAGCUGAGCGGCCCGGCACAGCUGUUUCGCCGAGCAUGGAUGCCAACGUGGUUGUUAUGGGGACAGAGAGCGUCGGCAAGUCAGCGCUGACUGUGCGGCUCUUAACCCGGCGAUUUAUUGGAGAGUACGGAGACAUCGAGUCCAUCUAUAGUCAUAGUUUUAUGGUCGAUGGGAGGGAGAUCACUCUCAAUAUUUGGGAUUCACCUUACUCUGAGGAUUCGUCCGUGGAGACGUCACUCUUUGAGAAAAAGGUCCAGUGGGCAGACGGCUACGUCCUCGUCUACAGCAUCUGCGACAGGGCCAGCUUCAACAGCGUCAGCAGGCUCAUUCAGACCAUCAAGUCCACCAAAGACUACAUGAACGCAGACAAAGUGCCAAUGGUGAUUGUGGGUAACAAGAGGGACCUGCACCACAGGCGGACAGUGCUUAGCGAGGAGGGCCGGCUGCUGGCUCUCAACACAGACUGCCACUUCUACGAGGUGUCAGCGGCCGAGAACUACCACAGCGUGCUCACGGUGUUUCACGGGCUGAUGGACAGGAUGAAGGACACCAAGCCGACCACGAAGAGGCCUCUGGGGUUCAAGGGCAUAGUGAAAAGCAUGUCGGCGGUGUUUGCCAGGAGACGGACAGACUCCUUUUAGUAAGACCAUGACGGAAGAGGAAGGAGUUUUCUGUGAAUCCGCAUCAUGUUUGUUCGACUGGAUGGAUGUUACAGUCUGUCAGUGAGGUGUUACCAGGUGUGUCACGUGUUGCCGUGCCAAAGGUAACAAUGAAGCCUCCAGAGGCAGAGACAUUACAGAGAUGGGAGCUGUUUUUCACUUGAAAAGUGUGGAAAGGAGAAAGCCAUUACAACUAAGAAGACAUGAAGACAAUGCAAUGUGACAGAGGUUACAGAUGUUUUUUUUUCUGGUGACAGCUCAGCUGCACUUCAUUUACACAAGACUGAUGAACUGACAUAAGUAAUCUUUGUCAUUUUACAGAUAUUUGACCUGUAACAUAUUGUGUGCAGCAAGGUAUGCAAAAUGUGUAAGUGUCAUUUUAAUGUUGUACAGAUUACAGAUCGGAAUAAAUUGUAUGUACAAAUUGAAUGUGCCUUUACUUAUGAUGCCUAUACCAAAGAUAAUGUCAUAAGAUUGACAAAGCUCUUCAAAACAGUGACUGAAAAAUGUGCUGCUCAAUCCUGUCAUUAAUUCUUGGAAGAGAAAAGAACAUAUUUGUAUUCAAUCAAGUCUGAACACUGUAAAGCUAAAGAACAAACCGUGUUUGAUAUUUAUGAGCU
Xiphias gladius (swordfish) is the source of this 1293-nucleotide messenger RNA. Its product is annotated as Ras-related and estrogen-regulated growth inhibitor-like protein. The record is from RefSeq and is a predicted model, not a curated record. The transcript is spliced from 4 exons. Lineage: Eukaryota; Metazoa; Chordata; Actinopteri; Istiophoriformes; Xiphiidae. Bases 50 to 655 code for a protein of 201 amino acids. Gene Ontology annotation, molecular function: GTP binding; GTPase activity.